Messenger RNA from Nematostella vectensis (starlet sea anemone), 1182 nucleotides. Its product is annotated as TATA-box-binding protein 2. The coding region runs from base 148 to 873 and encodes 241 amino acids. Gene Ontology annotation, molecular function: RNA polymerase II general transcription initiation factor activity; DNA binding. Lineage: Eukaryota; Metazoa; Cnidaria; Anthozoa; Actiniaria; Edwardsiidae. The transcript is spliced from 7 exons. Gene Ontology annotation, biological process: DNA-templated transcription initiation. The record is from RefSeq and is a predicted model, not a curated record.
UGCAUUUCGCGGCAUUUAUUUCAGAUUCUAUUUGCCGUAUGCCGUACAUCGUUUGAAACAAAAAUCAGUAGAAAAUAAGAAGAAAAAGGUGAAUUCUAGCUGCGCUACUCAACGAGGAACCUUCCUCGUGAGUCCUAGGCGCCAGCAAUGGAGCACGAGGAUGAAAACCGCUUCAGAAGUUCAAAUGUGGUGCAGCAUCACAGCAGCUUGAUUUCUCCAAGUCCUGGGAUGUCUACUACCACUAGCUUGCCUGGGGGGUUCACCCCUUACCCUCCCACGCCCAGUCCCAUGCCGCCAUUAACACCCAUGACGCCUAUGACUGGCGAGCCUUCUGGUAUUCUACCACAAUUACAGAAUAUAGUCUCCACUGUCAAUCUUGGUUGUAAACUGGACUUAAAGAAGAUAGCAUUACAGGCCCGUAAUGCAGAGUAUAAUCCCAAGCGGUUUGCAGCUGUUAUCAUGCGUAUCAGGGAACCCAGGACGACAGCUCUCAUCUUCAGCUCAGGCAAGAUGGUUUGCACAGGAGCAAAGAGUGAAGAGCAAUCCAAACUGGCAGCAAGGAAGUAUGCCAGAGUCGUACAAAAGCUGGGAUUUCCAGCUAAGUUUACAGAAUUCAAGAUCCAGAAUAUGGUUGGAAGCUGUGACGUCAAGUUUCCCAUCAGGCUAGAGGGGCUUGUGCUUGCACAUGGACAGUUCUCAAGUUAUGAACCUGAGCUAUUUCCAGGGCUCAUCUACCGUAUGGUCAAACCCAGGAUCGUGCUUCUCAUCUUUGUCUCUGGCAAAGUCGUACUAACAGGAGCCAAAGUUCGCCAAGAGAUCUAUGAAGCAUUUGAUAAUAUUUAUCCGAUAUUGAAGACAUUCAGGAAAACAUAGCAGUUGAUAAUUUUCCAAAUUCUCUAUAUGCCCAACUCUCGCCUGGGACUAAUCUACUACUGUAUUUCCGGCUGCGAUGAAGGCCUAGUAUUUUUGUACAUUUUUGCAAUGUGAAGUAAUACUAAUAUGAAGGCAAAUCCUCUGUCUGUACCAUAAGUAUUUGAUAUGCUUUGUAAUAUAUUCCCCUUGCUACAUAUAAGGUUCAAGUAAUAACUUCAGACUUAGAUUAUUAUUAUUGACGUCACUGUAUAUUUUGUAGUAUUCUUUUCCCAAAGCAAUAAAGUUUAGACAAAUCCAUCCUUCCCUCCA